AAGGGAAACCCAGCAUCUUAUUAGCGUAAAUGUAAUCAUAGCAACAACGAACUAUGCUCAUUGCUCUCUCUUCCAUCGUCUUUCUCAAUCCACCGCUCUAACCCCUUCGCUACGAUUGUAAAAAUGGACAGAUCAACUGGCCGUGGUGGCGGUGGAAGUGUGGACAUGUAUCUACCAAAUUAUAAGAUGGGAAAAACACUUGGCAUUGGGUCCUUUGGCAAGGUCAAAAUUGCAGAGCAUGUAUUGACUGGUCAUAAAGUUGCCAUAAAGAUCCUGAACCGUCAUAAGAUAAAAAACAUGGAAAUGGAAGAAAAAGUGAGAAGAGAAAUAAAAAUUUUAAGAUUGUUCAUGCAUCAUCAUAUUAUACGACUUUAUGAGGUUGUGGAAACCCCAACAGACAUAUAUGUUGUCAUGGAGUAUGUGAAAUCAGGAGAGCUCUUUGAUUACAUUGUAGAAAAGGGUAGAUUGCAAGAGGAUGAGGCCCGCCAUUUUUUUCAGCAGAUAAUCUCUGGUGUGGAGUACUGUCACAGGAAUAUGGUGGUUCAUAGGGAUCUGAAACCUGAAAAUUUACUUUUGGACUCUAAAUUUAAUAUCAAGAUUGCUGAUUUUGGCUUGAGCAACAUUAUGCGCGAUGGUCACUUUCUUAAGACAAGUUGUGGAAGCCCUAACUAUGCUGCUCCAGAGGUUAUCUCUGGGAAAUUGUAUGCUGGACCUGAAGUAGAUGUCUGGAGUUGUGGUGUAAUUUUAUAUGCUCUUCUCUGCGGCACUCUUCCUUUUGAUGAUGAAAACAUUCCCAAUCUCUUCAAAAAAAUAAAGGGUGGGAUAUACACUCUUCCUAGUCAUCUAUCACUUGGUGCUAGAGAUUUAAUUCCAAGGAUGCUGGUGGUGGAUCCCAUGAAGAGGAUGACCAUACCUGAGAUACGCCAGCACCCAUGGUUCCAAGUUCGUCUGCCACGUUAUUUAGCAGUGCCACCGCCAGAUACAAUACAACAAGCCAAAAAGAUUGAUGAGGAGAUUCUUCAGGAAGUGGUUAAUAUGGGAUUUGACAGGAAUGAAUUGGUUGAAUCUCUUCGCAACAGGAUGCAAAAUGAGGUUUGUAACCCUUCAUUUUCACCUUAUUUAACUGUCAUAUUAUCACUUAUUACCAUCUAUGUAUUUCAGGGUACUGUUACAUACUAUUUAUUAUUGGACAACCGGUUUCGUGUUUCUACUGGCUAUCUUGGAGCUGAGUUUCAAGAGACAUUGGAUUCUGGUUUCAACCGUAUCCAUUCCAGUGAAGUUGCUUCGCCAAUUGUUGGGCACCACAGUCGAGGGUAUAUGGAUUAUCAAGGAGUAGGAAUGAGGCAACAGUUCCCUGUUGAGAGAAAAUGGGCCCUUGGGCUUCAGUCUCGAGCCCAACCACGGGAAAUAAUGACUGAGGUCCUGAAAGCUCUGCAAGAAUUAAAUGUGUGUUGGAAGAAGACUGGACACUAUAACAUGAAGUGCAGAUGGGUGGCUAGCAUUCCUGGUCAUCAAGAUGGAAUGGUCAACAAUUCUGUGCAUAUUGAUCAUUACUUUGGAAAUGAUUCCAGUAUUAUUGAAAACGAAGCUGUUUCUAAGUCCAAUGUGGUCAAGUUUGAAGUGCAGCUUUACAAAACUCGUGAGGAGAAAUAUCUGCUUGAUCUUCAAAGGGUCCAGGGCCCGCAGUUUCUUUUCUUGGAUCUUUGUGCUGCUUUCCUUGCACAGCUUCGUGUUCUCUAGUGCAAUGAUCGUAGGCGCGCAAGGGAGACCAGAGGUGUCUUAUGUGCAUGUGAAUAAUUUUACAUUGUACAUAUAAGUGCCCUUUCAGUAUGGAUUUUAUCUAUCUGUUUGUACUUCCUAGUGUACCCCCAAUUUUUUAUAUGGGUGAUUAUGAUUGAGGCAAUCCUCUAAAUAUGGUGAUCGCUUCCUUAAUCAUGGUGUCUGACUAGAUCUUCCUUGUUAACGGUGAAUUGAAUUUUCUCAAUCCCUUGAAAUCUCUGGGACCUCCCCCAACAAACACAGCUAUUAUGUUAUUGAACCUAGUGUUGUAAUUGGCUGCUUAUGUCUGUCAUCAGGAAGCCGAGGGGUUGUUUGCUUAGGCUGCAAUGAACAUGAGUUUGCAGAUUAGCAUUUUCUCCCCGCUUCCCUGGCACAAAAUUACUGCCCCGCUUUUGUAUGGAUGUUAUUUAACUGUCAUAGUUUAUGUAUUUUCUUU
Messenger RNA from Abrus precatorius (Indian licorice), 2215 nucleotides. Its product is annotated as SNF1-related protein kinase catalytic subunit alpha KIN10-like. The record is from RefSeq and is a predicted model, not a curated record. The transcript is spliced from 10 exons. NCBI's taxonomy places the organism in Eukaryota, Viridiplantae, Streptophyta, Magnoliopsida, Fabales, Fabaceae. Gene Ontology annotation, molecular function: ATP binding; protein serine/threonine kinase activity; protein binding. The coding region runs from base 124 to 1740 and encodes 538 amino acids. Gene Ontology annotation, biological process: intracellular signal transduction; protein phosphorylation.